This is a messenger RNA of Caretta caretta (loggerhead turtle), 13495 nucleotides long. Lineage: Eukaryota; Metazoa; Chordata; Testudines; Cheloniidae. The record is from RefSeq and is a predicted model, not a curated record.
CGCCGCGCUGCCCGCCCCCAGCAGCAGCCAUGGCGGAGGAGUAGCGGGGCGGAGCAGGAGGGGGCGGAGCGGGGCGCGGAAAGUUGCGCUGCCCGGGGCCAUGCCCGCCGGGCGCUCGGGCUGGGGGCCGGGCUCAGCCAGCGGCGGCGGCCGGCGGGGAUAAGGAGGGAGCCGGCGGCGGCAUGGCUUCCAAGGAGCGGCUGUACGAGCUGUGGAUGCUCUACUUCGCCAAGAAAGACUUGACCUACCUGCAGCAGUGGCUGGAGACGUUUGUCAUGAACUUUGAAAAGAUCAUCGCGGUACAGUCUUUGGACCCGAGGAGGCCAGAAGAUUCAGUCUCUGAGAUCCCGCUGCUCCCACGCGACGUCCUGCACGUGCUGAGCCAACAGCUGGCGCACUGUGUGGCCCAGAUGGCCCGCGAGGAGGCGGCCGAGGCGGGCCUUGGCCAGGCGCUCCUGCACGUCAAGUUCUUUAUCAUCAUCUGCAGGAAUUUAGAAAAUGUCCAAGCCGACAGGACGCCAGUUUUUAUCCACGAGGUGCUUAGCUUGCUGUUUGCAUGUACAGCCAAGCUAAAGAACACCCCGGAGCAGUGUGCCCCCAGCAGGUCUCAGCUAGAGACCGUAACAAUCUAUGCAUUGCACCUCUAUGAAUGCCUCUUCGACCCCUACCAGACGUGGAGGAGGCAGCUGAGUGGGGAAAUUGUCAGCAUGAAAGAGAAGAGCAAAUACAAGUUUGCACCAGCUGCUUUGCCUCUAGAGUUCAGCACUUUCUUCCAAGGGAGCUUCCAGGAUGAAGGGCAGCUUCCUGAGGCUCUCCAGCUGCGACUUAUCCACCUCUUUGGAGCCAUUAUCUCUGGAGCCAAGCAAAACGCCCUGCAGGUGAUCACGCCGGCCUCCGUUGAGGCCCUCAUGCUGGUGCUCAGACAGUGGUGCUCCCCACGGAAUGGAGACACCAAGGACCCCAAGCUGCUGCAGCUGACCUUGAAGAGCCUGGUGGGAAUGAUUCACAUCCUGCACGCCAGCAGCCCGGGCCAGCGCAAGGUGGAGAUCAGGACCAUCUUGGACAGCUACUUCAAGGUCCUCAACUCAGACCAGCCCAUGGCCUCUCUGAAAGGCUCUCCGGCCACUCGCUGGGAGGAGGGGAUGAUUGCUCUCAGGGUGAACAUGCUGGAUGCAAUUCCGGAAAUGCUGAAUUGUGGCGACCGGCCAGUCCUGCAAGCCAUGUUCCUCAGCAACAACUGCUUCGAACACAUCAUCCGGCUGAUCCAGAACAGCAAGCUCUACGUGAGCGGGGCACGUAAAGCAGAUGAGACGGGGAGCGAGCUCGCCGCACGCUUAUUGACCGAGAGCGAUGUCCAGAAGGUGUUCGACAGCAGUUCCGACGCCAUCACGGUUCAUGCCAUCAGAGUGCUCACCUCCAUCAUGAGCAAUUCGCCAUCGGCCAAGGAGGUGUUCAAAGAAAGGAUCGGCUACUCCCACUUGUUCGAAGUUUUCAGGAGCCAGAGCCAACCCACCGCCCACCUGCUUGAGGAGCUUCUGAACAUGGCAGUAGAAGGAGACCACAGCGCCUUCCCCGUCCGACUCAUCCGCAAUGAGCAGCCGUUGCUGAUGCUCAUCGCGUGGCUCCCUGAGCUGAAGUCACGGGACCUGCAGGUGUUCCUGUCCGACUGGCUGAAGAGGAUCUGCGACGCUUCCCUGCCAAGCCGCGUGACCUGCGUCAAGGCAGGGAUGGUCAGCUGCCUCCUGGACACCCUGCGUGCUGAGCAGGAGCUGGACCGGAAGUGCUCCAAAAACCUCAUCUACCUUCUGCAGGUGCUAGGCAGCCUCUCCAUCCGGCCGCAGGAGCUCCGCCAGCUCAUCAGGCUGCUAUGGACCGAGCCCGGCAAGGGGCCCCACCCUUAUACCACUCUGGUCAUCCGGGCGCUGUCUGGCAUGGCAAGGAAGGACCAGUCUGAGAGGGCACUGCAAUACUUCGACCUGAUGCCAAGCAUGGCCGGAAUUAUGGUGCCGGCCAUCCAGAAAUGGCCCGGGAGUGGCUUUGCCUUCCACGCCUGGGUCUGUCUGAACGAGGAGCCCGAAGGCUUGCCGGAUCUGCCUACGAGGCUGAAGCGAAAACAGCUAUACAGCUUUUUCACGGCCAGCGGCACCGGCUUCGAGGCGUUCUUCACGGCCGACGGGAUGCUGGUGGUGGCAGUGUGCACCAAGAAGGAGUAUAUGACGGUGGCGCUCCCGGACUUCACCUUCAACGAUUCUGCAUGGCACUGCAUCGACAUCGUCCACGUCACCGGCCGCCGGCCCUUCGGCCAGAACCUGGUCAACAUCUAUACAGACGGGCAGCUGCGGCAGGUGGCUCAGCUGCGCUUUCCCUCCCUCAAUGAGUCGUUCACCUCGUGUUGCAUUGGCUCUGCCGGCCACCGGACGACGACCACCUCCACGGUCUACCCCUCGCCUUCCCACUCGCCGGAGCCAGCCUUCCCCUCUCACCCCUCCCUCAGCCGCUCCCAAUCCUUCCCUGCCUCGUUGGCCACGCACUCCUGGACUCCCGGGGCCGCUCAGCCCCCCAGAGAAGGCCAGGUGUCUACAACCGUAGCAGGGAGUCAGGACACGGAGUGGGGGACCCCUACGUCCCUUGAAGGGCACCUGGGAUCGGUGUCCAUCUUCUGUGAAGCCCUCCAGCAGACCCAGGUCAAAGCACUUUUCUCCUCAGGACCAAACGUUACGUCACCACUCAAGCCAGAAGGCGACUUCCUGGAGCUCAGCAGCAAGCUGCUCCUCUACUACACGCCCCAGGCCUGUAAAAAUAACAUCUGCCUGGACCUGUCUCCAAACCGUGGUUUCGAUGGGAGGCUGACCGGACACAAAGUGGUGAACUGGGAUAUCAAGGACGUUGUGAACUGUGUUGGCGGAAUGGGGGUGCUCCUCCCAUUGCUGGACCAAGUGGCGGCCGAGAGAAAAGAAUCGGAGGACAGCCAGGAAACCCACGACCUGGUUGGGCCAGAGCUGACGUCCUCGCGGAGUCGCCAAGGCAUGCUCAUCCCCCUGAGCAAGUCCUCCGAGGGCAGACUGGAGAAUAAUGGCGUGGCUGCAUUUCUGCUGCUGGUCAAGAACUUUAUCCAGCAUCACCCCGUGAACCAGGAGAGCCUGGUGCAGUGCCACGGGCCGGCAAUCAUUGGAGCUCUGCUGCAGAAGGUCUCCAGCCUCAUGAUGGACAUGAACGUGCUGGUGGCGUUGCAGUCCCUGAUGGAGCAGGUGGCUGCCGAGGGCCACAGCUUCCUGCUACACCUCCUGUACCAGUUCCUGCUCUUCGACUUCCGCAUCUGGAGCAAGAGUGACUUCGCUGUCCGGCUAAGUCACAUUCAGCAUUUAUCGAGCACCAUCAAGGACCACAAGCAGAGGAGCCGCAAGAAAUACGGGGUCCAAUACAUCCUGGACUCCAUUCGGACAUACUACGGCACUCAUAAGGAGAAGCCGAUUCCCACGGACGACGUGAAGACGGUGCAGAUGUCCCUGUUCAGCCUGGUGAAGGAUUUCCUCAGCAAGAGCUUCUCUGCCGACGAGAUGCAAAGCGUCCUGAACUACCUGGCUGCGGUGCAUGAUGAACACCAGGUGUGUGGGGUUCUGGAGGUGAUCCAUGGCUUGCUGAAAGAACCGGCCUCCCAGGAGCAGCUCUACGCCUUCCUCUUUGAGUCGGGGAACGUGGAGAUCCUGUUCUCGCUGCUCGUCCAGAGGAAGUUCUCAGACGAAGUACGGGAGAGAGUCUUCAAGGUCCUGUACAAGAUGCUGAAAUACGAGAAGGCCCACGAGCGCAGCAAGUACCGCUUGAAGCUGAAGGACAUCGGCUACCAAGGGCUCAUAUCGUAUCUGAACGACAUCCCGGUGUCCAUGCUGCUCUUCCGGUGUCUCCUGGAGCAGGUCCUUGGCUCAGACUCUCCCAGCUACAAGGACCUGAUGGCUGUGGUGUACCUGUCCCACCGGGCGGAGCUGGCAGUCAGGCUGGAUACCUGCCGGAAGCUCUUCCACCUGAUCUACUCCCAGCACGACAUGGUGAGGCAGCUGGCGAAGCUGGCCGGCUGGCAGGACACGCUCACCAAGCUCUACGUCAAGGAGUCGUACGAGUCCCGCCAGCACAGUCUGAGCGGCUCUGCCAACGGGAGCUGUCUCGGCCUCCUGAAGCUCUCUGAGCACGGGGGCAAGGAGUCGGGCAGCGAGGCCGGGAAGGAGCGGCUGGACAGCACCAGCCAUGCCCUGGCAGACCUUCAGGACCUGGAUGUCUUCCUGCCGGUGGGCUUCGAGGCCUCUGACCACGAGCUUUCCGAGGGCUUCUCGGACCACUCCAUCUCCCCGACUGGUGGCUCCAAGCCCUUCCGCUCCUAUAACUUCAAAUCCUUCGACUCCUUGGACCGCACCAGCCACUCCUCCUCCAAUACUAUCGACAUCCCCGGCCAGGGGGAGGCCCCCUCCACCGACGCCCACCAGUUCGACGGCGUCUACCACCCGCUCUCGCCCUUCUGCAUGUCGCCCUUUGACCUCGGCCUCGAUCUGGCCAGCACCUGCUCCACCGCCACGGCGGAGAGCGGGAACCAGACGCCGGGGAGCUUGCCAGGGACCCCUUCCCCUCUGGAGUACUUCAAACCUUUCCCGGGCACGCAGGCUCGCAAAAGCUCCAGCCUCUCCAACGUCCUGGAUGAAAGCAGCUACCAAGAGACUCUGGCCAGCGAUGACGUCUCCAAUACCAGUAACCCCCAGCAAACGCCGGAGGAGGAGCUGUGCAACCUGCUCACCAACAUCAUCUUCUCGGUGACCUGGCGCGGGGUGGAGGGCUGGGACGACGCAGCCUGGAAGGAGCGCGGGCAGGUCUUCUCCGUCCUCACCAAACUGGGCACAGCCUGCGAGCUGGUGCGGCCACCAGACGAGAUCAAGCGCAGCCUCCUGGAGAUGAUGUUGGAAUCGGCCCUCACGGACAUCAAGGAGUCGGCCCCGGCCACUUUGCCCAGCCUCGCCCAGAACGCGCUCAAGUUGCUGAGGCUCCUCCAGGACUUCCUGUUUUCCGAGGGACACAACAACCAGGCCCUGUGGAGCGAGAAGAUCUACGAAGGGGUGAACAGCCUGCUGGACAAGCUGGGGGUGUGGUACCACUUGGCCAACGGGACCUCGGACCUGAAGGAGAUGGCUCAGAUCGGCCUGCACAUCCUCAUCGGGUACAGCGGGCUGGAGGAGGCCCAGCUGCACUCGCUGGCCUACGUCAAGCUCCACAGCCUGCUCCAGACGGCCUCGGCCCCCAAGGAGGAGGAGGCCUGCUACCUGCUGGGCAAGCUGGAGAGCCCCCUGAGCCGCGCGCUGCAGCCCAAGUCGGAGGCCUUCUCCUGGCUCCUGCCCAUCAUCCGCACGCUGCUGGACCAGUGCUACGACACACUGCAGCUACAGCACCUGCUGCCCUCGCUGCCCCCCACCAACGGCAGCCCCACCUUCUACGAGGACUUCCAGCUCUUCUGCACCACCCCCGAGUGGAGGGCCUUCAUCGAGAAGCACGUACAGCCCAUGAUGGCGCAGUUUGAAAUCGACACAUUCGCCAAGAGCCACGACCACAUGUCCAAUUUCUGGAACUCCUGCUAUGAUGCCUUGAUGAGCAGCUCCCUGCGCAGGGAGAGGGAGAAAGAGGAGAGCAGGAAAAAGUUCCAGGAGCUGAUUCUGGAGCCGGUGAUAAAGCGCUCCAAGUACGAACACAUCCGGCACGUGAACGUCCUGAAGCAGGUCAACAACCACCACAGCGUCGUCCUGAAGCAGUGGAAGGCCCUGCGCCGCCUGCUGACCUCGCAGCGCUCUGCCUGGGCCGACCGAAACCCCCCAGAGAUUCGCUGGAAGCUGUCGAGUGCCGAGACCUACUCCAGAAUGAGGCUGAAGCUGGUACCCAACUAUAACUUCGACCGCCACGUGGAGGCUAGCGCCCUCCGGGACAACCUAGGGGCAGAUCAUUCUCUCAGCCCUGCGGAGCCUCUGCCGCUGGCCGUGGCCAAGGAGGCGAAAGUGAGCGAGCUGGGGGAUGAUCAGCUGGCGGAGGAGGACCUUGAGUUCUUGGACAAUCAGGCUGAACCCAAAGAGCAGAGCCAGAGGGAGAAGCUGGUGAUCUCCGAGGACUGCGAGCUCAUCACCAUCGUGGCGGUGAUCCAGGGCCGGCUGGAGGUCACCACGCAGCACAUCUACUUCUACGACUGCAGCAGCGAGAAGGAGGAGACGGAGGAAGGGAUUGGCUAUGACUUCAAGCGCCCCCUGUCUCAGCUCCGGGAAGUGCACCUCCGCCGUUACAACCUCCGCCGGUCGGCGCUGGAAUUCUUCUUCAUCGACCAGGCCAACUACUUUGUCAACUUCAAGAAGAAGGUUAGAAAUAAGGUGUAUUCCUGUAUUCUCGGCCUGCGCCCACCCAACCAGAUCUACUUUGGCAGCAGGUCACCCCAGGAGCUGCUGAAGGCCUCAGGACUGACUCAGAAAUGGGUCUACAGGGAGAUCUCCAACUUCGAGUACCUGAUGCAGCUGAACACGAUUGCGGGGCGCACCUACAACGACCUGUCGCAGUACCCUGUGUUCCCUUGGAUCCUGCAGGACUACGUCUCCGAGGCGCUGGACCUGAGCGACCCGGACGUGUUCCGGGAUCUCUCCAAGCCCAUCGGGGUGGCCAACGAGAGACAUGCCAAGGAUGUGAAGGAGAAGUACGAGAGUUUUGAGGACCCCACGGGCAUGAUCGACAAGUUUCACUAUGGCACACACUACUCCAACGCGGCGGGCGUCAUGCACUACAUGAUCCGGACCGAGCCCUUCACCACCCUUCACAUCCAGUUGCAGAGCGGCCGGUUUGACUGCUCAGACCGCCAGUUUCACUCGGUGCCCGCGGCAUGGCAGGCGCGUAUGGAGAACCCGGUGGACGUGAAGGAGCUGAUCCCGGAGUUCUUCUAUUUCACAGACUUCUUGGAGAACCAGAAUGGGUUCGACCUGGGCUGCCUGCAGAUGUCGAACGACCAGGUGAACAAUGUCGUCCUCCCGAAGUGGGCCAGAUCCCCGGAGGAUUUCGUCCACAAGCACAGGAAAGCGCUGGAGUCGGAGCACGUGUCUGCCCACCUCCACGAGUGGAUCGACCUGAUCUUUGGGUACAAGCAGAGGGGCUCGGCCGCUGUGGAGGCUCUCAACGUCUUCUAUUACUGCACGUACGAGGGGGCCGUGGACCUGGACGCCAUCGCCGACGAGACACAGAGGAAGGCUUUGGAAGGCAUCAUCAGCAACUUUGGGCAGACUCCCUGCCAGCUGCUCAAGGAACCUCACCCAGUGCGCCUCUCAGCCGAAACCGCCACCAGGAGGCUGGCCCGGCUCGACACGUAUUCCCCCAACGUCUUCGAGAACCUCGACCAGCUCAAGUCCUUCUUCGUCGAGGGGAUCAGUGACGGGGUCCCGCUGGUGCAGGCUGUGGUCCCCAAGAACCAGGCCCAUUCCUUCAUCACACAGGGUUCCCCGGACAUGCUGGUCACGGUGAGUGCCAACGGCCUGUUGGGAACCCACGGCUGGCUGCCCUACGACAAAAACAUCUCCAACUACUUCAGCUUCACCAAAGACCCCACCGUCUCCAAUGCCAAAACCCAGCGCUUCCUCUCCGGCCCCUUCGCCCCAGGGGUGGAGGUGUCCUCGAAGACACUGACUGUCUCUCCUGACGGGAAGCUCCUCUUCAGCGGGGGGCACUGGGACAACAGCCUGCGGGUCACGUUGCUGAGCAAAGGGAAGGUUGUCGGGCACAUCACCAGGCACAUAGAUGUGGUCACCUGCCUGGCGCUCGAUCUGUGCGGAAUCUACCUCAUUUCGGGCUCCCGGGAUACCACCUGCAUGGUCUGGCAGGUCCUUCAGCAGGGUGGGUUUUCCAGUGGCCUGGCUCCCAAACCUGUCCAAGUCCUGUACGGUCAUGACGCCGAGGUGACCUGCGUCGCCAUCAGCACCGAGUUGGACAUGGCCGUGUCGGGGUCGAAGGACGGCACCAUCAUCGUCCACACCAUCCGCCGGGGCCAGUUCAUGAAGUCCAUCAAGCCCCCCUGUGAGAGCUCGCUGCCCGCCACUGUCUCGAACCUCGCCGUGGGCCUGGAGGGCCAGAUCAUCGUCCAGACCACCGUGGGGGGGAGAUCCUCCCUGAAGGAUAAAUUUGCCCUGCACCUUUAUUCCGUCAACGGCAAGCAUCUCUCCUCCGCCCCGCUGGAGGAGCAGGUCACUGCCAUGUGUGUCACCGAGGAGUUUGUGGUGCUGGGGACCAUGCAGUGUUCUCUCCAGAUCUUGGAUCUUCAGAGCCUCCAAGCAGCGGUGUUGCCAAUGCCUAUGAAGGUCCCGGUUCACAGCGUGUCCGUGACCAAGGAGAAGAGCCACAUCCUGGUGGGGCUGGAGGAUGGGAAGCUGAUUGUGGUGGGAGCGGGCCAGCCCUCGGAGGUGCGGACGGGGCAGUUUCACAGACUGCUGUGGCGUUCCACGCGCCGGAUCUCCCAGGUCUCCUCUGGAGAGACUGAGUACAACCCGCCCGAGUCCAAGUGACAGGCUUGGUGUGAGAUGACCUGUCCCCAGAGCAUUACUGGGCAGAGAUGUCCUGCAGCAGGAGGUCUCUGAGGGGUGGCUGAGGGGGCCGGUCCAGCCACACCACUCAGAUGUGUCUGCACUUCCCCUGGGAGCAUGGCGAUCGCUGUGAACUGCGGGAGCAUUGGGUCUCUUGACCACUCACUCUCAGAGUGUGCAGAGCUCAGGAUCCCUUUCUGAGCCAGGGGCCUGCACCGGUGACUCUGGUUUGCCGAGCCAGAUGCACGUGGGACGAUCUGGUCUCUGCCCCAGCACAUCCCGUUUCCUGCAGAGCUUGAAGUGGAAAAUGUUUUUGUAUUAUUCAUUGUGACUUUCUUGCUGGACGGAGAGGACGGGAAGUCCAUAGCCGGUGCCCCUUGCCGCCCAGCAGGGAAACGUUGCAAUAGAUGUGAGACGACGACUGUCGCUGCAUUCUCAGUCCUUCUUGGGUGGCCUUAACCAGACCUUGUUGCACUACGUAGAGAACUUGUACCAAAACCAAGAACUGCUUUCAGCAUGAGGCCGGUCUGCUGCAGAAAAGCUUUAAUGCGAUGAGACUGGCAAGAGCCUGCUCUGUUUUCCUCCCAGAUGUUGAAUUUUGACGGGCAACAAAUACCAGGGGCCCAGAAAGAUACCUACUGACUGUCUUGAACCAGCCCCAAAUCCUAGAUGUGUAUAAACCCCCUGCUGGCAAAGAAGGGUGUUCCGCUUUCAUUGGGAUUCUUCCAAAUAUGGUUUGUCUGCCUCUUCCACCAGAGGCACCCAAAUUCAGCGCCUCCUAGGGCCCCAAUCGUUUUCCUGUGGAGCCUCCUAACUUUCCUAUCGAUUUAUACGUUUUUUUUUAAGAAAACAAAAAUAAAUGUGCGCAAUCUUAUUGUCUCGCAAGACUCGUCUCUUCCAUGGAGCACGAGCCGGCAUGGCUCAUGGGAUGACUUCACCAGCAAUAAAACCCUGCCGUUGUUUAGCUUUGCCUUCGUCCUGCAGCUCCGGGGCCGUAGCGGAAGUCCUUCCUGGCUGCCUCUGGCUGCACGCCAGAUACCCUUGCUUGUAGGGGGAAAGAGAAUUCUUCUCACCCCACCGGGAGAGGGUCAGGCUGCCCUGCAGUCAGCGCCGGUGCAAGAGGUGUGAGGGUUUCCCUCUCGCAAGGAGCGCGGCUCUUAGUAAGGCAGCACGCACUGCCCCUUCCCCAACAGAGCAGCCCUCGAAGCAUGGCAUCUCCAUAAGGGCUCCCGGAGCCAAAGCAGAGCUCUUCCGAAGCUUCGAUGGGCUCGGUCCAAGCCAGUGGAGGUGAAUGCGAGAGGGAUCAUGACAGAAGUGAGAGAGCUCCAGCAGCAGACAUGAAGCAAUACUGGGAUUUUGUCUCCUUCAAAGUCUGGGCCCAAUAUUGAUCCCAUCUGCAAAUACCGCCCCUCCAGGAAGGCCCAUCUGUCCCUCCGACACACUGUCUGUUUUUGAUACUGAAGUGGCACACAGUAAAUAGGAAUUUGCCCAGAAGGAGGCUUGUUUUUGCAGCCAACGGCCAACACUUGCUGCUUUUAACCAACUGGGUGGGUUGGGAGGUGGUCCAGUCCUACAGACUUUCCAUCCCUGGUCAUGGUGAGAUUUGAAAUGCUGGCACCUUCUCUGAAGGACUCAGGUUCUGAUCUAAGGGUUGUCCUAAGGGUUCAUGUAUGACCAAGGCCUUGUUGAUCCAGGGAGGAACAGGGGAGUGGGGGGUUGGGUUAGGCUAGAAGCAGCUGUCUGAGGCUAUUGCACAUUUGUGCCCUGGACAUCUCCCCAUUCAGACAUAGCUUACAGCUGCAGGGAGCCCAGCAGUCCCUGUGAAAUGGAACAUUCCGUGUUUACGAUGCAGGGCAUGAGCCCGUCACCAGAGCGUCUGGGAGUGAAUGGCCCCCGAAGAAGGGGGUGAUGGAUCGGUCCUUGUAGGACACGGUUACUGUCACUUAGCUGGAAGGAGGAGGGAGCUGCUGUGUUGUUCCCCACAUUUUCUCUCCGAUUUAAAAACUCCCCUUCCGUCAGGUAAGCCAGGGAUGGAAGAGACUGGCAGGGCUUUACUCCAGCCAUGCUCCAGAUGCGUCUGGGCGGAGAGCUAUGGAACCCACAGCCUUUCUGCAUUAUGUUGAUGCUCACAGUGACAAGUGCCCUGGUGCCAUUCAGCUCUCCCUACCCCUGGCGCCAGUGACUGCCCAUCACUAUUGCAGGCACAGCCCUCCGGGCUGGGCCGGGCUUUGGUUCACAGAGGAAGGGCCGUGACUAGCUUGAAGCCAUAGGAAAUUCCACACCUGACUCCAACCCUGCUCGAACAUCUGGAGAUGUUGGAAUCUUGGGCUGAGCUUCACAACUGGGGCCCCUGUUCUCCGUAAACGGCUGGAUCUGAACUCCCCAGAGAUGGGGGAGGAGAGGUUUGGGUCUGGAUCCAAACCUCAUGGCUUCCGAACCACGUGAAACUUCACAGUCCUAGAGUCAGGAGGGGUUGUAGUGAGGUGGGUUGAAGAGCAGCCUCUGUCCUUUCCCCUCAGCCCCCGAACCCAUUCCCUGGCUCUAGGAAAUGGAUCUCUCCCCUGUCUCCAUAUACUCUAGGUAUGUUACACCGUGUUAGUAAUGCCACAGUGUGGACACAGACUGCUCCCCCAUGUCCAGGGAUUUCUCCUAGAAGUCGCAGGUCCCUGGUGAAGAUCUGUGGGAGGGAGGCAGGGCGGAUGCUGUGUAAAUCAAAGAGAUGGUCAAGGAACGUUAGGAUUUGAGUGCAGUUCUUGACGGGUUGAAAGCCAUGUGUUGUGCCCUGGGUUGCUAGUCCCCAUCCCAUUCAGUGAAGAUGUACUUUGCUUUUAUUAUUCAUAACGUUGGGUCAUUAAAGCCGCUGUACCAUCCAUCCUCACAACUUUCUUCCAUCGGUCCUCCAGGGUCCCUUUCCAUCAAACUACAACAGAUGAUGGUUAUAAAUGGUUUGGACCUUCCACGCCGUUGACACCUCCUGACCAAAAAAGGGAUGGUCACUGUCUUGGGACACUAAUUCGGUAGUUUCUUUCCAACAAGGGCUGAGAGGAGAGGACGUGGGUCCGUUGUGGCUCACGCUGGAGGAAACAUCUACUGUAGGCCUGGGACAAUCAGCUGUAGAUGCUGAACUGCAAAUGCCACUAAUAAGGGGAGAGAGGCUCUCUAAAUGCACCGCUUGUUAGCCACUGGACCCUGUUGCGUGCGGAGGCUGCUACUGGUCUGGAGGUGACUUUGUGAUGGGUGGCUGGUUAGAUCACACUUGUGCACUGAACAGUGCCUCAGUUCUCUUCACAAAAGAUUUAAAAAAGCAAGAACCACCAACACUGGGCAAGAGGCUCAAGCAAUGCUCUCAACUUCAUUCCCUGGGUGAAGAUCAAUGUUUAACCACCGACAGUGCAAUAUUUGCAACUUGUAGAGAAGACUCUUUUUAGCAUGUGUGCUGUAUUGCGGUUUGUGUGUAUAUAAUACGAGAUAGAUAGAUAGAUAGAUAGAUAUAGGUUUUGUAACUUUUUUGAAUGAUGUAAAUCUAAAGAUUUCUAUUCCUUUUUUCCCCCAGAAACAGGGUGGUAAGUAUUUGGAGCUUCCCAGAAUCCUGCUGGCUUUUAUAGAGCACUGAGGGACCUACAAGCCUCACCAUGGAUUUGUCUGUCAUCCUUCUUAGAAUUGCUCAGGCCAGUGAAAAUUUGAAGGGGUCUUUGCUGGCCCUGUUCUGAAGAUGCUUGAAUUCUAGGGGUACCUGCUCUCUGGUUGGCCUCUGCCAUGUUCUUCUACUUGAAGAGGUUUUUCUUUCCCUCCUUUCACUUUGCUUGUACCUUCUCUGGUUUUAUGGAGUCAGGAUGCAACUUGCUGAGGGAUCUUCCCACUCCAGUCUUCUUCACAAACAGGAAUGCUUGGGUCAUAUCUCUGAGACUUCUGUGUAGGGAAGGCAGGCUUGGGAUGCUCCCCUUCAAAGGGAAUGGUUUCCUUCUAACCCUGCAAGAUUCCUUCCGGCUCCGCCCACCCCUGGAAUAACAAUGUGAAACCUGAUCUUCGGUCUUGAGUGUCUACAUUACACGGCCGGGUUGGGGGCACAGCUGUUCAAGUUGGCCUUUGGGCAACCUAACGUAAGCACCCAAAUUUAGAAAAAAAACUGGCCCUCAUGCCUGGUCCCUGCGUGCAGUGGUAAGACACUAGGGUGGUUACAUGGGGGGCCACCUACUUCUCUACCUCUUCUGGGAAGUGAAUGGCUCACGGUGGAUCUGCCUUUUGGGGAAGUGAAUUCAAGCAAGUGGUUUGACCAGGGUAGCACCACUGGUACUCCCAGCUCUCCGGCCUGCUGGAUGUAGCGUUGGAGCCUUCAUGCCAAUCAGUGGUGCUACCUACUGGUCUCCAAGCAUCCUGAAUCUUGGGGAGGAGGGGUGUUAACAAAUCCACCCUCCUUGUGUCAGAUUGCAUCCCACUCAGACCUGAACGCAGUUCUCAUUCCUGUAUGGACUGGAGCAGUGUUUGCUUGGGGAGACUGGCAAAGCAUUUGAAGGGACAAGCUGAUAGCUGGGAGCCAAUCCAGGAAUUCAGACUCCCCAUCUCUGACCAAGUGGUCCUCCAGGCAUUGUUUAUGGGACCAUUGCUUACGCUUUUCCUUUAGAGCCAGCCUUGAGGAGAAAUGGACCAGCCGAGUCUUUCACUCACACUCCAGUCCCCACUGUCCAGCAGGGAAGACAAGGGUGAAUGACAAAUCCACACAAGGGAUGUGUUUGGUGCUCAGAAAAAUGUAUUUAUAUGGUAGCUUUGUCUACAGAUUCUUUCCAAAAGCAAAAUAAAGCACAAUCCGAUAAACAUUUAUGCCUUAAACUUGAAGAGGAGCAUGGCCUCAUUCUGUAGGGGGACAGGUUAUCUGGUUUGCUAGCAAUGUACGACGUAUGUGAUCUUUAAUAAACUUUAUAAAGGAA